This is a messenger RNA of Notodromas monacha, 2216 nucleotides long. NCBI's taxonomy places the organism in Eukaryota, Metazoa, Arthropoda, Ostracoda, Podocopida, Cyprididae. The record is from the annotation of a GenBank genome assembly.
AUGAGUGUGUCCUCGUCUUUUGGGUGUCCGGCGUGCGCAGGGCGCUUCCCGUUUAUCGAACGGAAGGUGGGUCGUCGGCUGAUGCUGGUGGGGGAGAAAAGGGGAUUCAUUUCUUAUCCCGUUGUUGUUACUGAAGAACUGUUUGUCUUUUACCUCGGGCAGCGGCACAGUUGUUGGCAUUGCGAAGUAGACUUUUGCGACGGAUCUUCGGUGAAAGAGGUGGUGCGAAGCGAAACCGCGCCACCAUCCAGCGCCUGCCCGAGUCGCAAUGACGUCGCUAACCCCGUCACGGAGACUGGAUUGGAUGGAACUGCGGUGACGGUACUCGUACCGACCGACUCUGCGGCGGACCCGGACUUGACGAGCUUGACGGAAAAGCGGCGAUUGAGGAUGAUGACAAUGGUGAUGUGGACAGUGUUCAUUUUUAUUUUUCCUGGUGCAUUGUCAUUCGCCUGCAUGGAUGAGGAAGGCCAAGCUGUUGACUGGUGGGUUGCUUACAAGCUGCCAAAAUUGAAGACGUUGGCUGAUAACAACGUUCAGGAUGGUCAUGCGUAUGCAUAUUUCACCGCGAAGGAUGUUUCUUAUAACUGGGGACUGGACAAACCAGGAUUUGUUGCACGACCUCCGAAGAAUGGCUGGAUGUUGUCUUCCAAAUCAAUAGGAGAUGUGGAUAGUUUAAUUGGUCGAACAUUGGAUCCGCUGUAUUCGAAUGCUUCAAAAUCUCAAUUUGUUCUCCUGUACAACGAUGAAUUUCCAAAUGGUACCGUGAGCUUCACAAAGGGUCAUACGAAAGGAGCUGUUGUGAUGGAUGAUCAUGGUUCUGGAUUUUGGCUAAUACAUAGUGUUCCGCACUUCCCUCCAAAGCCAGAAGAUGGGUUCGGGUAUCCAGCUUCUGGCAGAACCUAUGGUCAAACUUUGUUUUGUGUAUCUUUUGCCGGUGGGGAAUCCCCGGAAACAAUUGGAAAGCAAUUGACUGUCAACGAGCCUUUCAUCUAUUUCAAGGAUAUCCCAGCCUGGGUGCAAUUGCGGUUUCCUUCCAUGUUUGAGGCUGCGGGAGGAAAGAAAACCACGACUGCAGGACCCGUCAGUCAAAUUUUGGAGCUUUUCACAAGUUCUGGGAUGUCAAUGACUAGCUUUGCAAAAUCACAUUCAUUUAAUCAGGAUUUGUAUUCGGAGUUGGUUGCGCCAGCUUUGAGAUCUGAGUUGAUUGCUGAAACUUGGCGUCACGGAGAAGGUCUUCUUCAGAGCAAUUGCAGUACAAUAUUCAAAGUUUUGAAUGCGGAAAACUUGCUCUUCCAAAAUAUCAAUGUUGGGUUCAGCUCUGAAAAAGACCACGCGAAGUGGGCAAUUUCUUCAGAUUCAUCAAAUCCCUGGGUUUGUGUCGGAGACAUAAAUCGAUCAAAAACCCAGUUUUUGCGUGCUGGUGGAACUCUGUGUUUCAGGGAAAGAAUCGUCUGGCUGUGGUUUGAUGCCAUUCUAUCUGAUGACAUUGAUGAUGUGGCUCUGAAAACUCUGAAUGGGUUGCGCAGGAAAAUCUGGAAAUGGGUUGACAAGACGUUUGGCAAAAAUGUAUCCGCGCUCAAGAGGACAUUUUCCUCGAUGUCUUUGACCUCUUCUCUUCAGAAUCUAACAGUUCCUAGUCUCUCAGAGCAAACUCCUUUUGAAAUUGAGCAACGUCCGCAAAAACGUUGUAAGUUGGCCGAGAUUGCCUCCGAAGCACUGGGAAAUGUCCAUUUUGAAAACGCUUGUCAGGAUAAAACUGUGUCCUGCUCUGAUGGACUUCACGAGAAGCAGCUGGAGUGUGAAGUUUUGAAUUCACAAGGUGUUGUUCCGAGCUCUGAAGAAGUGGAUCGCCACUGUUCUGCAAAGGAAAAUUCAUAUGAAUCACUCACAUUAAGCAGUAACUCGAGAAGCGUUUCCUCGGAGAACUUGAGAGGACUUGAAGAAACCCGGUCACUUUCAUUCGUGUCUGAAAAUCAGACUGCUUCUGCAGCUGAUUUCCUUCAGCAAACAAUCUCGCACGCGUCAAUUGAGCUGGACUCCGAAAUUUGGUCAGCUGCUGAUAGUAAGCCGGCAGAUAAUCCUGAAUUCUGUUGAAUAUAAAAAGGAAAACCUUAGAGCAUAAUUUUUUGACUCUCUCUGAUCAAUGGUGUAUUUCGAAAUGAUUUAGAAGAAUUACAAUUCUGUUGGUGUUUCUCUUUUAUUUGAAAGAUGAA